Molecule: messenger RNA, 2547 nt
Organism: Solanum dulcamara
Lineage: Eukaryota; Viridiplantae; Streptophyta; Magnoliopsida; Solanales; Solanaceae
Product: calcium-dependent protein kinase 17-like
Exons: 9
Coding region: 1-1608 (535 amino acids)
Biological process (GO): peptidyl-serine phosphorylation; protein autophosphorylation; intracellular signal transduction
Cellular component (GO): cytoplasm; nucleus
Molecular function (GO): calcium-dependent protein serine/threonine kinase activity; calcium ion binding; calmodulin binding
Source: RefSeq, a predicted model, not a curated record
AUGGGGGGUUGUUGCUCAAAGGCAGAGACUGAUCCUGCACAAAAUAAUGAAGAAAUUGCACAAUCAUAUUCAAAACAAGGAGAAUCACAUGCAGGAAACAAUGACAUGCAAGGUUCCACCACACCAUCAAAAGGUCCACCACAUGCAUCACCAAACCAUUCCUCAAAGCCUUCUAAGGCAGCCCCAAUAGGGCCAGUAUUAGGCAGGCCAAUGGAGGAUAUAAAGGCAACAUACACCCUAGGAAAAGAACUAGGAAGAGGUCAAUUUGGUGUAACACAUUUGUGCACACACAAACAAACAGGGGAACAAUUUGCAUGCAAAACAAUUGCCAAGAGGAAAUUAGUGAAUAAAGAGGAUAUUGAGGAUGUAAGGAGGGAAGUGCAAAUUAUGCACCAUUUGACAGAACAACCAAACAUUGUUGAACUCAAAGGGGCUUAUGAGGACAAACAUUCUGUGCAUUUGGUCAUGGAAUUGUGUGCUGGAGGUGAACUUUUUGAUAGGAUUAUAGCUAAAGGGCAUUAUACAGAAAGAGCAGCAGCUUCAUUGUUAAGAACAAUUGUGCAAAUUGUACAUACUUGUCAUUCAAUGGGGGUCAUUCAUAGAGAUCUUAAACCUGAAAAUUUCCUCCUACUUAGCAAGGAUGAAGAUGCACCUCUAAAGGCUACUGAUUUUGGUCUUUCUGUGUUCUACAAGCAAGGAGAUGUGUUUAAAGACGUAGUGGGGAGUGCAUAUUACAUAGCACCAGAAGUGUUGAAGAGGAGAUAUGGUCCAGAAGUUGAUAUUUGGAGUAUUGGGGUUAUGUUAUAUAUUCUUCUUUGUGGUGUUCCUCCUUUUUGGGCAGAAUCUGAAAAUGGAAUAUUCAACACAAUAUUGCGUGGACAUGUUGAUUUUUCAAGUGACCCAUGGCCUUCAAUAUCUAGUGGAGCUAAGGACCUUGUUAGGAAAAUGUUGAAUUCAGAUCCCAGUCAAAGGUUAACUGCACUCCAAGUCCUAAAUCAUUCAUGGAUCAAGGAGGAUGGAGAAGCACCAGAUACACCACUUGACAAUGCUGUUCUGAAUAAGCUCAAAAACUUUAGAGCUAUGAACAAGUUCAAGAAAGUUGCUCUUCGGGUUAUUGCAGGGUGCCUCUCGGAGGAAGAAAUUAUGGGAUUAAAGCAGAUGUUCAGAGGAAUAGAUACUGAUAAUAGUGGCACAAUUACACUUGAGGAGUUAAAGCAAGGAUUAGCCAAACAAGGCAACAAAUUAUCAGAUUAUGAAAUCAAGCAAUUAAUGGAAUCUGCUGAUGCUGAUGGAAAUGGGACAAUUGAUUAUGAAGAGUUCAUCACAGCAACAAUGCAAAUGAAUAAAAUGGACAGAGAAGAACAUCUUUACAAAGCUUUCCAAUACUUUGAUAAGGAUAGCAGUGGGUAUAUUACAAUGGAAGAGUUAGAGCAAGCUUUAAGAGAAUUUGGUAUGAAUGAUGCAAAGGAUAUAAAAGAAAUCAUUUCUGAAGUUGAUUCUGACAAUGAUGGUCGUAUCAAUUAUGAUGAGUUUGUAGCUAUGAUGAAGAAAGGAAAUCCAGAAGUAGCAACAAAUGCAAAGAAACGAAGGGACGUUUUCGUCGAAUAAUUGUUGUUGUUAUUGAUAAUAGAAGAAUUUGGCAAAAACAAAAAAAGAAGUUAUUUGUGUCUUUAUUGAAGGGAGAGAGACCAAAUUUCAAGAGAGUUUCAAAGUUAUAGAUGCUCUUGUAUAUUAACUAAUAUGUUAAAAAUAUUAAAAGAAAAAAGAAGAAGAAAAAUGCAAUGAAAACAAAAAUAAGAUUGUAGAAUUUGAUGGAUAGGUUGGGAUUUGAGGGUCUUUUUUGGUUAAUGGUUACUUUUAAUGGUUGUUUUUGAGUUGGAAACAAUGGGGUCUUCAAUGUAUCUAUCUAUAUAUAAUAUAACUUCAUGUAUAAUAUAUAAAUACAUGUGUAUAUGUAUUUUGUGCAACACUGGAGAUAGAUAUUAAGUGUUGUUUCCUAAUCAAUAACCUUUUGGAUAUUGUUUUUAUGUACAUAUAUCAAGUUGUUGAAAGAGUUAUGAUGGAAAAAGAAACGGCUCCGAAGAAAAAAAUUGGGAUUCCCAUAAGAGCAAUAUCCUUUUGCCAAUUGAGAUCUCAAGAUGUAUAAUUUUUUUACAUUAACAUUUAAUUUUUUAAAAAAAGAAUGACGCAGCGGACCAAAAUUCUCUCUUGUUUAGAUUCUCAUGAUCUAUUAAAGUUCAAUGGAAUAUUCAUAAAGAGUAGCCCGGUGCACAAAGCAUUCUGCGUUUAUGCAGGGUCAGGGGAAGGACGCACCCAAGGAGGUGUAGUAUUGGCAACUUAUCGUGACACAAGCAUCUUAUUUCACGGUUCAAACCCGUGACCUAUAGUCUAUUGGCUACAUGGAGAUAACUUGGUCGUUGCUCCAAGUCUCCAUCCCAAUGGAAUAGUCAUGCCAAUACCAAUUUGAAACAGAAAGCAAAAGCUCAUAAUGACCACUUCAUACACAUCAGAGUUGUGAAAAAACACUACCAAUAAAUCUAUAAACAU